AUUCCGCCCCCACCCUCCUAAAUUCCUUGUGUUAAACCCGCCGCUCCCAGCCCACAUGGACUCCGCCUCCGCCUCCUCCUACAAGCUGCAGCUCGCCGUCGCGGCCCUCGUCGGCGCCUCCGCGGCCGCCGCCUCCGCCUACUACCUGCACUGCCGCGCCGUCGCGCGGCUCGGCGGCGACAUCGUGCGCUCAUCCGCCGCCAACGCCAAGACCGGCCGGCAGCAGCGGCGGCGCCAACGCGACGCCGGGAGCAAGCCUCCUCCGCCGCGCCGCGCGGCCCCGGGGUCCUCCUCGCUCCCCGACCUCUCCUCCAUCUACGCCGCCGGCGGCGUCGCCAGGGGGUACCCCGUGGGGGAGGAGUACGACGACGACGAUGAGGGAGGGGUGGGGCCGUACCGUGACGACGCGCUCGUCGCCGCCGCCGCCGUCUGCUGCAUGCAGAUCCCCCAGGGUUUGCCGAGGCUGCAAGUGGGGCCCGAGGGCAAUAAACAAAUUGUUCGUUCAAGUUCAAGCAGACGGGUUGGAUUAAUCAGGCCAAAUUCACCCAAGUCCCCUGUUGCUAGUGCAAGUACUUUUGAGAGUAUAGAGGGGUCAGAUGAGGAUGUCGCUAGCAAGGUCAAUGGAAAACUUGAUAAUGGCCACCCGAACACAAAUGGAAAUCUCCAGGAGGGAGAGCACAAAGGAAAUGCAAUUACGGAAAAUGGGGCUGCAACACCAUUACCUGCAAAAGGCAUGCCUCGGCCUCAUAGUAUAUCCAAUGAUCUUCAUGGGGUUCAACCUGAUCCAGUUGCUGCAGAUAUUCUUCGAAAAGAACCUGAGCAAGAAUCAUUUAUCAAGCUGUUAACUGCUCCACAUGAGAUUCCAUCUCCUGAUGAAAUAGAGGUCUACAAAAUCCUUCAGAAGUGUCUUGAGUUAAGAGAUUGUUACCUUUUUAGAGAAGAGAUUGCUCCGUGGGAGAAGGAGGUCAUAAAUGAUCCCUGCACACCAAAACCUAAUCCAAAUCCAUUCACUUUUGUGCCUGAACCAAAAUCAGAGCAUGGUUUCCAAAUGGUCGAUGGUGUUGUUCAGGUCUAUGCUGAUAAAGACUGUACGGAAAGGAUUUAUCCUGUUGCUGAUGCUACAACCUUUUUCACUGACUUGCAUUAUGUUCUCCGGGUGACUGCGGCGGGAAACACAAGAACUGUCUGCCAUAACCGGUUGAAUCUUCUAGAGCAUAAGUUCAAAUUUCAUCUGAUGUUAAAUGCGGAAAGGGAGUUUCUUGCCCAGAAAACUGCACCACAUCGUGAUUUUUACAAUGUUAGGAAGGUUGACACUCAUGUUCACCACUCAGCAUGCAUGAAUCAAAAACAUUUGCUGAGGUUCAUAAAGUCCAAAUUGAGAAAAGAACCUGAUGAGGUUGUCAUUUUCAGAGAUGGUACUUAUAUGACUUUGAAGGAGGUUUUUGAGAGCUUGGACUUAACUGGGUAUGACUUGAAUGUUGAUUUGCUAGAUGUCCAUGCAGACAAAAGUACAUUUCAUCGUUUUGACAAAUUCAACCUUAAAUACAAUCCAUGUGGCCAAAGUAGGCUCCGUGAGAUUUUCCUUAAGCAGGACAAUCUAAUUCAAGGACGUUUUCUUGCUGAGCUGACGAUGCAAGUUUUUUCUGACCUUAAUGCAAGCAAAUAUCAGAUGGCUGAAUAUAGGAUUUCAAUCUACGGGAGGAAGCAAAGUGAGUGGGACCAACUUGCGAGUUGGAUAGUAAACAAUGAAUUGUACAGUGAAAAUGUUGUUUGGCUGGUUCAGAUUCCACGCUUAUAUAAUGUGUACAAGCAAAUGGGCAUUGUUACAUCAUUUCAAAAUCUUCUUGACAACAUUUUCCUUCCUCUGUUUGAGGUUACUAUUGAUCCAUCUUCACACCCGCAGCUUCAUGUCCUCCUAAAGCAGGUCGUAGGGUUGGAUUUGGUUGAUGAUGAGAGUAAACCUGAAAGACGCCCAACUAAGCACAUGCCUACACCUGAACAAUGGACGAAUGUCUUCAACCCUGCAUUUUCAUAUUAUGCCUACUACUGCUAUGCUAACUUAUACACCCUGAACAAGUUGCGUGAGUCAAAGGGGAUGAACACUAUCAAAUUCCGUCCGCAUGCUGGCGAGGCUGGAGACGUUGACCACUUGGCAGCGACAUUUCUUCUUUGUCACAGUAUAUCACACGGAAUCAAUUUGAGGAAAUCUCCUGUGCUUCAGUAUCUGUACUAUCUGGGUCAGAUUGGUCUGGCAAUGUCCCCACUAAGUAACAACUCCUUGUUUCUUGAUUACCAUCGGAACCCUUUUCCUGUGUUUUUUCAACGAGGACUGAAUGUGUCGCUAUCCACGGAUGAUCCAUUGCAAAUUCACCUGACAAAGGAACCAUUGGUGGAAGAAUACAGCAUUGCUGCUUCGUUGUGGAAGCUCAGUGCUUGUGAUUUAUGUGAGAUUGCGCGGAAUUCUGUGUAUCAGUCAGGGUUUUCACAUGCUCUCAAGACACAUUGGAUUGGCAGGAACUACUACAAGAGAGGCCCUUCAGGAAACGAUAUCCACAGAACGAAUGUGCCCACCAUCAGGAUUGAAUUUAGGGACCUGAUCUGGAGAGACGAAAUGCAGCUAGUCUACCUUGAUAACGUCAUCUUACCUGACGAGGUGGACCAGUAAGAGGCCCCUAGGUGUAUAUGCUGCAGUCAUCGUGGGGAAGAAACACUCUUUUGGGCGCACCUCAUGAUGGACAGUUCCGCAAGGUCGUCGGAGCUCCUGCAGACAAAACCUACAACUAAAAUAUCAUCCCCAAUAAAAGUGGAAGAAGACCUAUAAAAUAAUGCCUACACAGGCGUGGAGCAACAGAGCGGCUUAUAUGUGCUAGAUUAGCGUUACAGGGAGGCAAGUGCACAACUGCUUGGUGUAACUGUCGCCCUUCUCGUCUGUAAAGGAUUGUGUAAUUAGCAAACAAUGUUGUACUCCGACUGUUAUGACACCGCUGCGAAUAAAGUGAUGCUGCCUGUUCUUGCUCCCAGAAUAAAUAUGCCGAAAGGGCUGGUUUUCUC
Molecule: messenger RNA, 3051 nt
Organism: Lolium perenne
Lineage: Eukaryota; Viridiplantae; Streptophyta; Magnoliopsida; Poales; Poaceae
Product: probable AMP deaminase
Biological process (GO): AMP metabolic process; IMP salvage
Cellular component (GO): cytosol
Molecular function (GO): AMP deaminase activity
Source: RefSeq, a predicted model, not a curated record